Molecule: messenger RNA, 15348 nt
Organism: Salvelinus fontinalis (brook trout)
Lineage: Eukaryota; Metazoa; Chordata; Actinopteri; Salmoniformes; Salmonidae
Product: NACHT, LRR and PYD domains-containing protein 12-like
Exons: 12
Coding region: 843-4421 (1192 amino acids)
Molecular function (GO): protein binding
Source: RefSeq, a predicted model, not a curated record
CCUGUGUCAAAUGCAAGGUGGUGGUUCUAAGACCAACAGUAAAUACACCAAACCUUUCUGUAGGUUACUGACGGUCUUUGCUUUGUCAUCAACUCCAGAACCAGAAUAUUCUCUUCCUGAGCCCGGUUUCCCAAAGCAUCUUAAGGCUAAGUUCAUUGUUAGAACCUUCGUAGGAGCAACGUUAAAUCUCCGAGCUGUUUCCCAGAAGCAUUGUUAUUAACGUUGCACUUGAAAUGCUCGUAAUCUAACACCUUCCUCAGACCACUCGUAGAACAGUGUGUCGUUUGAUGCUUUUUUGCCCUCCUGUGUCACUUUAUACACAGAUCUCCACUCAACAUAGAAUCACAUGGUUUAUCCGUCUUUGUGACCAUGAUAACUUCAGAACAAAGUUGACUACAAAUACAAAGUUGACAAUAUAUUUGUAAAUUAUUUAAAAAAAACAAGCAUUGUAUACAAUUAUGCUUCAAACAACUAAAAGCUUUGACUGAGCUGAGAGGGAGCUGACCCUCUGAAGGGGUGGGAUGGCCAAGAAACCAGAAGUGGCUGGGGUGUAGGUUUUAAGCAUAGCCUGAAGGUAGGGAUACAAGAGGGGCGGUUCCCUUGCUGCUCAGUAGCAAGCACCAUGGUCUUGUAAUGGUUGGGGAGAAUGGGCUUGUGGUAAUGACUGGAGCGGAAUCAGUGGAAUGGUAUCAAAUACAUCAAACACGUGGUUUCCGGGUAUCUGAUGCCGUUCCAUUUGCUCCGUUCGGGCCAUUAUUAUGAGCCGUUGUCCCCUCAGCAGCCUAUGCUCGCCAAUCCAAAAUGGGUAGAUUUUGGGAAGUGUGUUACCAAAUAUCUGCGCUAUGCUCAGGAAAAUGAGAAAAUGCCUCAAAAGGUGGAGGUCUUCCAGUGACAUCUUUGUUCUUUUCCUUUCACUUCACCAGAGGAGCCAGAUGGAGAGGAAGAGAGAAGGGGGUUGUGGCCAUAGAUCUCCACUGGUCCAUGGGGAGAGACCCGGCUCCCCUGUACCCAGCUGUGUAUCUAUGAAGAGUGAAAAUUCUAUAUAUCUGCCAAUAGACUUCAGUGGUGGAGACUUUACCCGUGAACAAAGAACAAUUGGUGACCAAGAGCAGAGGUUAGAGUCAGAGAUUCCGAGUGAUGAACUUCCUCUGGUGUACCGACUCAAAUCUACCCUGAAGAAGAGACAUGAAUGCAUAUUUGAGGGAAUAGCUGAACAAGGCCACUCAACACUUCUCAAUAAGAUCUACACAGAGCUCUACAUCACAGAGGGUGGAAGCGGAGAUGUCAAUAACGAACACGAGGUGAGACAGAUUGAAACAGCUUCCAGGAAAUCAGCAGCACAAUGGACACGAAUCAAAUGUAAUGACAUCUUUAAACCCUCACCUGGACAAGACAAACCUAUCAAAACUGUGCUGACAAAGGGAGUGGCUGGCAUUGGAAAAACAGUCUCUGUGCAGAAGUUCCUUCUGGACUGGGCUGAAGGAAAGGCUAAUCAGGAUGUACAGUUCAUAUUUCCACUUCCUUUUCGGGAGCUGAAUUUCAUGAAAAAUAAAAUGAUCUGUUUGAAUGAACUUAUAGAUCACUAUUUCAUUGAGAUGAAAGAAUCUGGAAUCUCCAACUUUGACAGCUACAAAGUUAUGUUUGUUCUUGAUGGUCUGGAUGAGUUUCGACUUCCUCUAGACUUCAAGAACAACGAGAGCUGCUGUGAUGUCACACAGUCAACCUCCGUGGAUGUGCUGCUAACAAACCUCAUCAAGGGGAAUCUGCUCCCCUCUGCUCUUGUCUGGAUAACAUCCCGACCAGCAGCAGCCAAUCAGAUUCCUCCAGAGUGUGUUGACCAGGUGACAGAGGUACAAGGUUUCAACGACCCACAGAAGGAGGAGUACUUCAAGAAUAGAAUCAGUGAUGAGAACCUGGCCAGCAGAAUCAUCACACACAUUAAGUCAUCAAGGAGCCUCUACAUCAUGUGCCACAUACCAGUCUUCAGUUGGAUUACGGCCACUGUUCUAGAGAGACUGUUGUGUCAGGCAGAGAGUGGAGAGAUGCCCAGGAAUCAGACUCAAAUGUACACACACUUUCUGGUAUUUCAGACCAAACAAGGGAUUCAGAAGUAUCUUGAAGACCAUGACCGAGAUCCACACUGGGAUAAAACGAUAAUUCUCUCUCUGGGAAAACUGGCACUCAAACAACUGGAAAAAGGCAAUCUGAUCUUCUAUGAGGAAGACCUAAGGGAUUGUGGCAUUGAUGUCAGAGAAGCAUCAGUGUACUCAGGAGUGUGCACACAGAUCUUCAGAGAGGAAUGUGGGCUGUACCAGAAGAAUGUGUACUGCUUUGUGCAUCUGAGCAUUCAGGAGUUUCUUGCUGCAUUAUAUGUGUUCCUCACAUUCAACCAAAGCAGAGAGAAUCCACUGGUCAAAAAGAGAUCUUCAUUCAGGGACCAUGAAUCAUCAAUCGGACACAAAUCUACGAUCGACUUCUACAACAGUGCAGUAGAUAAAGCUUUACAGAGCGAGAAUGGACACCUGGAUCUGUUCCUCCGCUUUCUUCUGGGCCUUUCACUGGAGUCCAAUCAGACUCUCCUACGAGGCCUACUGUCACAAACAGGGAGCAGCUCACUGACAAAUGUGGAAACGGUCAAAUACAUCAACGAGAAGAUAAGGGAGAAUCCCUCACCAGAGAAAUGCAUCAAUCUGUUCCACUGUCUGAAUGAGCUGAAUGACCACUAUCUAGUGUGGGAGAUCCAAAGCUACUUAAACUCAGGAAGUCUCUCAGAAGCCAAAUUGUCACCUACAGAGUGGUCAGCUCUGGUCUUUGUGUUGCUGACUUCAGAAGAGGAGCUGGAUGUUCUUGACCUAAAUAGGUUCUCCAGAUCAGAGGAAGGUCUUCUGAGGCUGCUGCCAGUGGUCAAAGCCUCCAGAACAGCUCUGUUGAAUAGAUGUAAACUCACAGAGAGAUGUUGUGAAGAGUUGGCAUCAGCUCUCAGCUCAAAUUCUUCACAACUGAAAGAACUGGACCUGAGUGACAAUGACCUGCAAGAUUCGGGAGUGGAGCUGCUGUCUGCUGGACUGGGGAAUCCACAGUGUAAACUGGAAACACUGAGGUUGAAUAGCUGUAAACUCACAGAGAGAUGUUGUGAACAGUUGGCCUCAGUUCUCAUCUCAAACUCAAACCUGAGAGAGCUGGAUCUGAGUGACAAUGACCUGCAGGAUUCAGGAGUGGAGCUGCUGUCUGCUGGACUGGCGAGUCUGCAAUGUAAACUGGAGACACUGAGGCUACGUGGAUGUAACCUCACAGAGCGUUGUUGUGAAGCACUGGCCUCAGUUCUUAGCUCAAAUUCCUCAUGCCUGAGAAAGCUGGACUUGGGUGUGAAUGACCUGCAGGAUUCAGGAGUGAAGCUGCUCUCUGCCGGACUGGGCAGUCCAACCUGUAAACUACAGACACUGAGGUUGAAUAGCUGUAAACUCACAGAGAGAUGUUGUGAAGAGUUGGCCUCCGUUCUCAUCUCAAACGCACACCUGAGAGAGCUGGAUCUGAGUGACAAUGACCUGCAGGAUUCAGGAGUGGAGCUGCUGUCUGCUGGACUGGGGAGUCUGCAAUGUAAACUGGAGACACUGAGGCUGAACCGAUGUAACAUCACAAAGAACAACUCAACUCUCAGCUCAAACUCAUCACACCUGAAAGAACUGGACCUGAGUUACAGUCAGCCAGGAGACCCAAGAGAUCUAGGAGACCCAGGAGACCCAGGAGACCCAGGAGACCCAGGAGUAGAGCUGCUCACUGCUGCUCUGGAGGAUCCUCAAUAUCAUCUCAAAACAGUCAGUGGCCACGGUGAAGAGUUUUUGCUGUUUCAGAGAUCCUCAGUAGUUGCAUGUGAGCUAACACUGGACCCGAACACAGCAAACCGACAUCUCUCUCUGUCUGAGGACAACAGAAAGGUGACGUGGGAGAUAGAAGAACAACUGCAUCCUGAUCACCCAGACAGAUUUAUGGACUGGACACAGGUGCUUUGUAGAGAAGGUCUGACUGGGCGCAGCUACUGGGAGGCAGAGUGGAGCGGGGAUUUGGUUGAUAUAGCAGUAACGUAUAAAGGAAUCAGCAGGAAAGGAGUGGGGAAAGACUGUGGGUUUGGAUUUAAUGACAAGUCCUGGAGAAUGUUGUGCUCUGAUCAGAAGUACACUGCCUUGUACAAUAAUAGGUGUACUUUCAUACCUGUCCCCUGCUCCAACAGAGUAGGAGUGUAUCUGGACUGGCCGGCUGGCACUCUGUCCUUCUACAGCGUCUCCUCAGACACAGCAACUCUACUGCACACGUUCCAAGCCAAAUUCACUGAACCUCUUUACCCAGGGUUUAGGCUUUGGGUUGGCUCUUCAGUGACCCUGUGCCACGUAGACACCAAAGCCUUCAAAGAAACACAGUCGUAAGUUUGUCGUGAUAAUUGUGACGGCCACACAUUUGAUGUGUUCAGUGAAACAUAAUACCAAUUAAGUGGGAAAAAAUAUCAGAAAUUGGCUGCCUAACUAAACGCAGCCAUUGAGCUGCACAUUAAAAAUCAGUUUACUCAUGCAGUUUAAAAUUCACUUCGCAUAACACACCAAGCUUUACAAGACGCAGUGUUUUCAAAUAUCCCAAAAAUAUUUAUUAAAAGAGAACUUUCCCAAGCCUCCCCCAUUUCUCCUUCACCCAAAUCCAGAUAGCUGAGGUUCUGAAAGAGUUGCAAAAUCUGGACCCCUACAAAUCAGCCGGGCUAGAAAAUCUGGACCUUCUCUUUCUAAAAUGAUCUGCCGCAAUUGUUGCAACCCCUAUUACUAGCCUGUUCAACCUCUCUUUCGUAUCGUCUGAGAUCCCCAAAGAUUGGAAAGCUGCCACGGUCAUCCCCCUCUUCAGAGGGGGAGACACUCUAGACCCAAACUGUUACAGACCUAUAUGUAUCCUACCCUGCCUUUUCUAAGGUCUUCGAAAGCCAAGUUAACAAGCAGAUCACCGACCAUUUCGAAUCCCACCGUACCUUCUCCGCUUUGCAAUCUGGUUUCUGAGCUGGUCAUGGAUCCACAUCAGCAAUGCUCAAGGUCCUAAACGAUAUCAUAACCGCCAUCAAUAAAAGACAAUACCGUGCAGCUGUAUUCAUCGACCUGGCCAAGGCUUUCGACUCUGUCAAUCACCACAUUCUUAUCGGCAGACUCAACAGCCUUGGUUUCUCAAAGGAUUGCCUCGCCUGGUUCAUCAACUACUUCUCAGACAGUGUUCAGUGUCUCAAAUUGGAGGGCCUGUUAUCCGGACCUCUGGACCUAUGGUACUAUGGGGGUGCCUCAGGGUUCAAUUCUCGGGCCGACUCUCUUCUCUGUAUACAUCAAUGAUGUCGCUCUUGCUGCUGGUGAUUCUCUGAUCCACCUCUACGCAGACGACACCAUUCUGUAUACUUCUAGCCCUUCUUUGGACACUGUGUUAACUAACCUCCAGAUGAGCUUCAAUACCAUAUAACUCUCCUUCCAUGGCCUCCAACUUAAUUGAAAGUAAAACUAAAUGCAUGCUCUUCAACCGAUCGCUGCCCGUACGUCCAGCAUCACUACUCUGGACGGUUCUGACUUAAAAAUAUGUGGACAACUACAAUCACCUCGGUGUCUGGUUAGAUUGUAAACUCUCCUUCCAGACUCGCAUUAAGCAUCUCCAAUCCAAAAAUUCAAUAUGCUAACCAUGUGUAUGUGAUCAAUAACAUCUGCUAACCAUGUGUAUGUGACCAAUAACAUCUGCUAACCAUGUGUAUGUGACCAAUAACAUAUGCUAACCAUGUGUAUGUGACCAAUAACAUCUGCUAACCAUGUGUAUGUGACCAAUAACAUCUGCUAACCAUGUGUAUGUGACCAAUAACAUCUGCUAACCAUGUGUAUGUGACCAAUAACAUCUGCUAACCAUGUGUAUGUGACCAAUAACAUCUGCUAACCAUGUGUAUGUGACCAAUACAAUUUGAUUUGAUUUGGUAGAUCUAUGGUUUUAUGGUACAUUUUUUUUAUGGCUCUUGACUUUCUAUUCUGUAUUGUGUUUUUGUUUCGUACGGUAUGUGUAUUUUGUCAAACAUUGUUGUCAAAAUGCUUUUUGAUACUACAUGUAUACGUUUUGACUAUAACCAUUUAAAACAUUUGCAUAAAAGCUCCAUAGACUUCAAUGGUACAUUUUUUGGGGGGGGAUUCGCCACUGCUCUUGAACCGUCGAAGCUACAAACACCAAACCAACAUUGUAAUCUACAGUCUUAACUUAGAUUGCUUCAACACAGCUUUUUGCUACCAAUUUACAUAACACCUUUCUAAAGAAACAGUCAUAACACAUUUACUUUUGCAGUAUCAUUCAUAACAACCAUCAUAACACAUUUAUUGAACAUCUUUAGGAUAUUUUAUUCUAUAAAGUAGAAGUCCCCGUCCCCCCCCACAUACAUUUUUAUCAAUCCAUUGUACAACAAAAAAUUGCUUAUAUAUUUACUGUCACAGCACCCGACCUCCUAACAACCCGGCACAGUGUCAGCCCAGCAUUACCACGGAUAAAAGGGGAAACACAGAUUACACGUGGGGUUAAAACCUCAAGCAUCCACUGGGGGUUUCCACUCACCACCGAAUAGGGAAAGGGGGAUGUGAAACUCUGACAAAUUAAAAGAAUAUUGCUACAUGCUCUCCUCUUACCAUGCAAGAUGAUUUUAUAUUAUGGAAUAGAGCGAGAUACAGAUAUGAGACACAGGAUCUUAAUUUGACCAGUUUCUCACAGCAGGAAAAUAAUCCUACAGCUACAGGAAAUAUGAAUUAUUAUGCGGAUUAUAAUUAAUGGACAUUUUUGUAGGGGUUGAUGGGAAAAAAAUAUUCUUUCAAAUCAAGUAUGAUAUUUUUAAUUAGAAAUUAAAAUUGUUUCGAACCUUUUUAUAACUCAAACAGAACAUUUAAAAAUUCAAAUACAAUAAGUCUCUGAUAUCAGGGUGAUCAUUAUAAGCUCCUUAAUAGGGCCGGCCCUAGCCUUUUGCGAGAUUUGGUUGAAAAAUGUACUUUUAGGAUCUGUGUCCCGCUAGCGGGACAACGUCCGGUGAAACUGGAGGGCGCGCAAUUCAAAUGAAUAAUCAUACAUUUGAAACAUUUAUGUACAAAAUUUGUGUCUUAUAUCGGCUGAAAGCUUAAAUUCUUGUUAAUCUAACUGCACUGUUCGAUUUACAGUAGCUAUUACAGCGAAAACAUGCCAUACGAUUGUUUGCGGACGGUGCCCCACAUCAAAAUAUUUUUCUAGCGGCACAGUUCAAAUAUAACAAUUAAAUAUUCACUUACUUUUUGAAAAUCUUCCUCUGAUUUGUCAUCCAAAGGGUCCCAGCUAUAACAUGUAGUGUCGUUUUGUUAGAUAAAAUCCUUCUUUAUAGCCCAAAAAGUCAGUUUAGUUGGCGCCAUCGAUUUGAGUAAUGUUCUUAUUCAACUUGCAGAGAAAGGAAUCCAAAAAUCUACCCUUAAACUUUGUUUCAACAAGUCAAAAUAUGUUUCUAUUUUCUCCUCAGAUACCCUAAAAUGUAAUCAAACUAUAAUAUUUCUUUCGGAAAGAAGUACGUUCAAUAGGAAAACGAUUUUAGCAGGUGGGUAAUGUCUUCAUGGCGCGUGCAAACACGAAUUUCCAAGACUGUGUCCCUCUACUAAAACUGAUUUCUUAUCGUUUUUGAAGUUAAAAGCCUGAAACCUUGAACAUAGACUGCUUACACCCUGUGGAAGCCAUAGGAAUUGCAUCCAGGGAGCUAAUUUUCUAUAUGACCUUUCUCUUGCAUUUCUAAGAGGAUGGUCUCUCAAAAAAAAAAGUUCAGGUUGGUUUUUCUUUGGAUUUUCUCCUGCCAUAUCUAUUGUUUUAUAUUCUCCUACAUUAUUUUAACAUUUCUACAAACUUCAAAAUGUUUUCUUUCCAAUGGUACCAAUUAUAUGCAUAUCCUGGCUUCAGGGCCUGAGCUACAGACUUUGGGCACGUCAUUCAAACAGGAAGUGAAGAAAAAAGGAGCCCUAAGAAGAUUUCCUACAAUUCUACACAUUUUGCCAUGGGGCGGAGGGAAACAUUUGUAGUUUUAAAGCAAAUUUUCUACAAUUCUACACAUUUAGCCAUUUCUGAUGCUAUCAGUUAUGCCAUGUUAGUAUGAUAUCUGAGUGAGAUUGACUAACAAAAUCAAUGGGAGCCCCCUGGAGGUCAGGGCCCCUGGGCACGUGUCCCUCACGUCCGGUCUCUAAUUCGGCCAUGAUUUAGAUAGCUGGGUAGACUAACUUACCAAUCAAAAACAUUUUUGCUGACAUGGGCAUAACAAGAGGAAAACUGCUGAUGAACAACCAAAUUUAUUUGGUAGCUACCUAUUUUGCUUACGGCACAGGGCUGGCCCUGCUCCCCAAUUUGGUGGCCUUGUGGUUAAAUUGUCUGCCCUGAGAUUGGAAGGUUGUGUGUUUGAUCCCAGGUCAAAUGAUACCAAUGACUGUGAAAAUGGAGUCCGAUACAUCUCUGUUUGGCAUUAGGGAAAUACAGUGCAUUCGGAAAGUAUUCAGACUUGACUCCGCCGGACUUUUUCCACACGUUGUUACGUUAUAGCCUUAUUCAACAAUGGAUUAAAUUAAAUGUUUCCCUCAUCAAUCUACACACAAUAACCCAUAAUAACAAAGUGAAAACAGGCUUUUGAAAUGUUUUGCUAAUUUAUUAAUAACAAAAAAACUUAUUCACAUAAGUAUUCAGACCCUUUGCUUAGAGACUCGGAAAUUCCGAUCUGGUGUAUCCUGUUUUCAUUGAUCAUCCUUGAUGUUUCUACAACUUGAUUGGAGUCCACCUGUGGUAAAUUCAAUUGAUUGGAAAUGAUUUGGAAAGGCACACACCUGUCUAUAUAAGGUCCCACAGUUGACAGUGCAUGUCAAAGAAAAAUGAGGUCGAAGGAAUUGUCCGUAGAGCUCAGAGACAGGAUUGUGUCGACGCACAGAUAUGGGGGAUGGUACCAAAAAAAGUCUGCAGCAUUGAAGGUCCCCAAGAACACAGUAGCUUCCAUCAUUCUUAAAUGGAAGAAGUUUGGAUCCACCAAGACUCUUUCUAGAUCUGGGCAAUUGAACAAUCAGGGGGAGAAGGGCCUUGGUCAGGGAGGUGACCAAGAACCUGAUGGUCACUCUGAGCGCUCCAGAGUUCCUCUGUGGAGAUGGGAGAACCUUCCAGAAGGACAACCAUCUCUGCAGUAUUCCACCAAUCAGGCCUUUAUGGUAGAGUGGCCAGACGGAAGCCACUCCUCGUUAAAUCACAUGACAGCCCGCUUGGAGUUUGCCAAAAGGCGCCUAAAGGACUCUCAGACGAUGAGAAACCAGAUUUUCUGGUCUGAUGAAACCAAGAUCGAACUCUUUGGCCUGAGCGUCACACCUGGAGGAAUCCUGGCACCAUCCCUACGGUGAAGCAUGGUGGGGAUGCUGUGGGGAUGUUUUUCAGCAGCAGUGACUGGGAGACUAGUCAGGAUCAAGGGAAAGAUGAAUGGAGUAAAGUACAGAGAGAGAGAUCCUUGACGAAAACCUGCUCCAGAGCGCUCAGGAUCUCGGACUCGGGCGAAGGUUUACCUUUCAACAGGACAACGACCCUAAGCACACUGCCAAGACAAUGUAGGAGUGGCUUAGGGACAAGUGUCUGAAUGUCUUUGAGUGGCCCUGCCAGGGCCCGGACUUGAACCUGAUCGAACAUCUCUGGAGAGACCUGAAAAUAGCUGUGCAGCGACGGUCCCCAUCCAACCUGACAGAGCUUGAGAGGAUCUGCAGAGAAGAAUGGGAGAAACUCCACAAAUGACUAGCAUCCUGUCCAGAGUGUGUACAGCAAGCUUAAUCAUGUUACAGAAACAGGAGAUCUGCUCCUAUGAGCCAUUUAGCUCAAGGCUACUUACUUCCUUUUAACACGGACAAAGAGAUGCUUGUCCUUUCUGUACAGUUCUGGGUAUUUAAAUAUAGCCUCUACUGUGACGCAAUAAAACAAGCUAUCAGAGGCAUAUCUAUAUUUCAGUUAAGUGUUUCUGUAAAUUGUGUAGCAGUUCUUGGAAUAUUUAUUUUUCCCAGAGAUGUUUUCUAUAGACAUUCACCAUUCAAAAACCUCAUGGAGCAUCCUCCAUUUUGUUUUCUUCAAUGGUGGUAUUGGUGGAUAUUCUUCUGACUUGAAAGAGGUUCAAAUAGUAAGCCUUUUAUUCAGAAAGACAAGAAUAAACCACGAAAAUGACAGUCACACAGCACCCCUACAAUUUCCUCUGUCUUUUGUCAUGCCGAAGCGAACAGAGAAGCAGUGGAGAAUGGAACAAUAGAGAGGAGAUGAAAGGUGUGAGGAAAACAGGUGGAAGUAGAGAGAGAGAAAAUAAUAGAAAACGAGAAAACGAGUGGGUGGUUGAGAGGAAGGAAGGCUAGCCUUUAUGGUGAGUCUCCCCUUGUCAGUACAGAGCCUCUCCUGCAUCAAGACCCCUAUACUGUACAGUUCUAAUACUAGUCUAUACUAUGCUGUGCUUAUUUGUGGCCAAGACCUGGAGAUUUCACCAACCUUAGAGAUCCGCAGACAAAUCCCUGAAGAACAACAAGACCCCUGGCAUUGACAGCAUCCCUGCUGAGAUGUUCAAACCCCGUGCACCCCGAAACACUCUCUUUAUUACCAAAGUCUGGGAGCAUGAAACCAUCUCCCGGUGAGUGGUGGCACGCCAACAUAAUACAAUAACAAGUCCACUUGUGGGCUGUUGCUGCCAAAGUACUGCUUCACAGACUGGUCCAGAACAUCACUGAAGACCUGCUAACUGAGUCACAGUGUGGUUUCAGGAGAAGCAGGAGCGCUGUGGACAUGACAGCUUGUUGGUGAUGUGGACACCAAGGAACUUGAAGCUCUCAACCUGUUCCACAGUCAGCCCCGUCGAUGAGAAUGGAGGAGUGCUCGGUCCUCCUUUUCCUGUAGUCCACAAUCAUCUCCACAAUCAUCUCCGAUCUGUGUAGAUCCGCAAUACAUGUUUGGACUUAGCUUAAUACUGAAGCAUGUCUGUUCUACAAAAUAUAUUCCCAAAUAUUGUAUUUCCUCUGUUUAGCUGUGUGCACUAAACUGACAUCUAUGAUUGUUGCUGACACUCAGAUGUUCUGUUAAAGGGAUUUAAAUAGUCUAGAAUGCACCGCUGUGCUCACCUCAAACAUCGGUGCGUAGCCUAUUGUAGCUACUGGGAAAAGUAAUUCAAAGCCUCCACUUUAUUACUCAGGUCAAGAUGCAACUUUCCAGUGCUACCCAUUUUUUGCCAUGUAAUGCUGUUAUUAAAACGAAUCAGACAACCCAAUAGUAGAUUAGUUAAGUUGGCAUGUUGCUGGGCGCUUUAGGAGAGAAAUAUUCAGUUGCAAUAGGGAGGGAAACAUGUAUUCUGACAAGCAGUCAAUGCAUUUUUGAAACCAUUUUUGGCAGAUGUAUUUUGAAAGCAGUAACCUUUGUUAAAAAAAAGAAUGGGGAACCACUUUUUGCUACCAUUUUUUUAUUUCUGUACUCCUCCAGUGGCAUCGUUUUACAAAAUCAGCUACAACCGGAGUUUCAAGCAUGGUUUGGGAGCAGCUGCAUGACAAUAGUGAUGGGUCGUUCGCGAACGAAACAGCUCUUUUUUGAACACACAUUUCACUAUAUGACAUAAUGUUUUAGGCUUUUUUCCAUGUUUUUUCAAUGUUUAAGCCUUACUGAACAAAGAGCCGUUUGGCAGCCAAAUGAACAUGGCUCUUGUAGGUGAAUGGAGCAAAAUGAUCCGGCUCACAGAAAAGACUCGGAAUGCCCAUCACUACAGAACAGAGUUCAAAGGGGACAAUAAUGUUUAAAAGGACAAUUACAUAUUUUGUAAUAGAAACCAAUUUUUUUGUCUUUUUUUCGAGGGAAUAAUUAUUAUUUAUAUAUUUGUAUUUAUAAUGAAACAAUAAUUAAUAAUAAUAUCAAUUAGGAUGUUGUUCCCAGUGGGGUAAAUGCAGACGGACAAACGGUAUGCUUCACCCUGUCACGUCCUGACCUUAGUUCCUUUUUUACGUCUCUAUUUUGGUUUGGUCAGAGCGUGAGUUGGGGUGGGCAUUCUAUGUUUUGCAUUCUAUGUGUUGUAUUUCUUUGUUGUUUGGCCGGGGUGUGGUUCUCAAUCAGAGGCAGCUGUCUAUCGUUGUCUCUGAUUGAGAACCAUACUUAGGUAGCCUUUUCCCACCUGGUGUUUGUGGGUAGUUGUUUUGUGUUGUGUCACCUUUCAGGACUGUUUCGAUUUUCGUUGUUUCACUUUUGUUAUUUUGUAUUUAGUGUUCAGUUAUAAUAAAUUAACAUGGACACGUACCACGCUGCAUUUUGGUCCGAUCUUUCCUGUUCUUCAGAUGAAAAUCGUUACACACCCUGUGUCCAUUUUAAGCCACUAUGCUGCAUCAGUUGGGCAACGGGUGAUAAUGCUUAUUGCUAAUAGCAACUCUGAUAAACCAUAGGCCAUAUGGUCUAAUAUGUAAACACAGUUUUAACAUCUUUAACCUGUCUCCUCCCCUUCAUUUUUACCAAUAUGUUUUGGGGCUCAUUUCUGGAGAUGGUAAUUAUAUUUCAUUUGGUGUCGGCAUCAUUUAAUUAGAAUUCAUUUUGGAGUAAUAUGACCUUUUAAAAAGUCACCAGAACUGAGCUUCUCGGUACUUCUUUCUAGAAAUGAUCCCGGGGGAGGACCCCGGACCCCCUCAGCAAGGGGACUGGAAUUAGUCAAACUUGCAGUUUAAUACAUGCACAAAAUUAUCCUCUUUCCCUAAAAGCAUGAUGGUCAUGACUUUCUGACAUGAAAGGGCAGGUUAAUUUGGCCCCAGACAAUCGAUCUGAGAUCGACUUAAGUUUCAGUCACAGCAUUUUUAUUUUAUUUUACACCCUGCGUUUUUUGGGGCAAAGCAUGUUGCUGGCUCACACCUAAGAACCAAUUUGUUAUGCAACUUGUGUCUAGGAUUCCUGUUCCUCUCAGUGUGUCUUGGUACACAACUUCGAUUUGAGUUAUCAGUUUAAGAUCUUAGAUGCUGUUUUAUCGACAAUGUUUUCAAACGGGAGAUUGGGUAUUAAAGAACUACAGAAAGAGGACCUAACAGCUUUUAGCAACCAGCAGAAAAAUAGCACGGGACAAUGCUUUGUGAUUCGUUACACCACUUCUAUCCGACAACAACAUUAUCAUCUACUUUACUCCUAUACUUUUUUUGUAAUGUUUAAGAUUCUAAAGCCUUACUCAGUCCCACCAAUGGGGGGACAGAUUUAGAGGUCAGGCCUAAAACCAAGCGAGACGUCAGCCCUGAUAGAGUGGCAGGAUUAGCGGUGACUAAUCCCGUGGUUUGGCUAUUAUCUGGUUGUGACGUCAGCAAGUCUCUGGGGGUAUUGCCACAGAUAUGGUGCGUGCGCAUGAUAGUAGUGUUCACUUCAGGCACCAAUUGAAUUAUCUGUCUGAACUAGUGGUUUUGAGACUGAAGAGUUAUUGACCUUCUCAUAACCCUCUUUUGAAGAAACAAGUUGGUUCUGGUUUGUGUGUAUUGGUGCUUACUGUGUUUUGGGGGCGUUGUCUGUCUGCCUGUCUGCCUGUCUGUAUUGGGUACAUAAAGCAUUGAUGGUGUCUAUACCUGUAUGUUUGUCUUUGAAAGAAAAAGUAUAAUAAUUCAAACGAGUAUGUCGCAGACAAUGUUAUUGUUGAAUCCAAGUUGAACCCAUGUUGAACCCAGGUGAACCCAUGUUGAACCCAGGUGAACCCAUGUUGAACCCAUGUUGAACCCGGGUGAACCCAUGUUGAACCCAUGAGACAAUGUUAUUGUUGAAUCCAAGUUGAACCCAUGUUGAACCCAGGUGAACCCAUGUUGAACCCAGGUGAACCCAUGUUGAACCCAGGUGAACCCAUGUUGAACCCGGGUGAACCCAUGUUGAACCCAUGUUGAACCCAGGUGAACCCAUGUUAAACCCUAGUGAACCCAGGUGUCAAAGAGAGCACAUGGACAGGUGCAUUCUGACGUCUUUAUUGGGUAACUGGUGUCAUCAAUUUGAUCCAGGCACAAAUCACCAUUUGUGAUUUUUCAAGGAACAUUUCCAACUCUUCCCCUGAGUCGAGUGAAUUAACCCCAAACUUGAUCCAAACUAUUCCAGUGCCACUCUCUGUUUAGACCAUCGUCCUUGUCUUUCAUUGUCGUAUUUUCCCAUGUUUUCAUUCUUUAUUCUUUCUUUCCUGUGCUUCUUUCCUACACUAUCCCCACCAUUCUUCCCCUCCUGUAUCCAUCUCUUUCUCCCCUGUGUGUGUGGAGUGGCGUGUAGCAUUGGCAGCGGAUCUGGUUUAUGCUGCUCCUUUAUGAGUGAAAGUGAAUGAGGACAUCAGACUGACAUCUAAUAGUGACGAGGACAUCAGACUGACAUAUAUUAGUGAUGAGGACAUCAGACUGACAUAUACAGUGGGGCAAAAAAGUAUUUAGUCAGCCACCAAUUGUGCAAGUUCUCCCACUUAAAAAGAUGAGAGAGGCCUGUAAUUUUCAUCAUAGGUACACUUCAACUAUGACAGACAAAAUGAGAAAAAAAUCCAGAAAAUCACAUUGUAGGAUUUUUAAUUAAUUAAUUUGCAAAUUAUGGUAAAAAAUAAUUAUUAUCAUAUGAGGGCCUCAGACUGACAUCUAUUAGUGAUGAGGACCUCAGACUGACAUCUAUUAGUGAUGAGGACAUCAGACUGACAUAUAUUAGGGAUGAGGACCUCAGACUGACAUAUAUUAGUGAUGAGGACCUCAGACUGACAUAUAUUAGGGAUGAGGACCUCAGACUGACAUAUAUUAGUGAUGAGGGCAUCAGACUGACAUCUAUUAGUGAUGAGGGCAUCAGACUGACAUAUAUUAGUGAUGAGGGCAUCAGACUGACAUAUAUUAGUGAUGAGGGCAUCAGACUGACAUCUAUUAGUGAUGAGGGCAUCAGACUGACAUAUAUUAGUGAUGAGGGCUUGGUGGUUACAGGAACCAAUGGCUUGGAUUUGCAUCCUACCUCCGGCGGUAGUCAGACAAGCCUUGAGUGCCGACAGAUCUGGACAGAGAAACUAUUUAAAGCGUAAUUAUUCCACCCUCUAAAUCAUUGACAGGUGGCAUCAUUGACUUUAUUACAUCAAUACAUUAUUUUGAAAGAUUAGAUGUGAAAUAAUAUGCAUAUAGGAAGCGACCAGAACAUCUAGUCACAAUGCAGAUGUAACAGUAUAACUUUAAACCGUCCCCUCGCCCCGACACGGGCGCGAACCAGGGACCCUCUGCACACAUCGACAACGGUCACCCACGAAGCACGGUCAUUACCCAUCGCUCCACAAAAGCCGCGGCCCUUGCAAAGCAAGGGGCAACACUACUUAUUAAGUCUCAGAGC